Molecule: messenger RNA, 445 nt
Organism: Balearica regulorum gibbericeps (East African grey crowned-crane)
Lineage: Eukaryota; Metazoa; Chordata; Aves; Gruiformes; Gruidae
Source: RefSeq, a predicted model, not a curated record
CGUGGAGCCCACCGAAGCCGGCGACUACAAGCUCUGCUUCGACAACUCCUUCAGCACCAUCUCGGAGAAGCUGGUGUUCUUCGAGCUCAUCUUCGACAGCGCCCAGGAGGACGAGGAGGAGGCGGAGGAGGAGGAAGGCGACGGAGGUGGCAACGGGCAGGGGGGUGCCCCGGCCCCGGGAAGGUUCAAGGUCAGGUUGGACGCGGCUCUGAGCGACCCGAUCUCGGAAUCCAUCGAGACCAUGAAGAGCCGCCUGGAACGGAGCAUCCAGAUGCAAACGCUGCUUCGAGCCUUCGAGGCACGAGAUCGUAACCUGCAGGAGAGCAACCUGGGGCGGGUGAACUUCUGGUCGGCCGUGAACUUGGGCGUGCUGGUGGUGGUGGCUUUCCUCCAGGUCUACAUGCUGAAGAGCCUCUUCGAGGACAAGAGGACGGUGCGGACGUAG